Cydia strobilella is the source of this 4618-nucleotide messenger RNA. Its product is annotated as D-beta-hydroxybutyrate dehydrogenase, mitochondrial. Gene Ontology annotation, biological process: steroid metabolic process. Gene Ontology annotation, cellular component: intracellular membrane-bounded organelle. The transcript is spliced from 8 exons. Bases 261 to 1430 code for a protein of 389 amino acids. Gene Ontology annotation, molecular function: oxidoreductase activity. The record is from RefSeq and is a predicted model, not a curated record. Lineage: Eukaryota; Metazoa; Arthropoda; Insecta; Lepidoptera; Tortricidae.
AAACCCCGAUGUUUUGCCAAAAUACAUUCCAGUCUGGCACUCUUGACUAUCUGAUUUUACAAUCUAAGCGAAAAUGUGGUAAUAAAUAAAAAUGCGUUAGCGUUUAUAUUUGGAGCCGCGCGCGCGCCGCCUCUCGCGCCGACAGUGAUCGCCCGCUUCGACGCGCGAGUACGUCGAUCGACAUCCGCGCACCCUACUACGCCGUCGCCUCGGAGACGAAUUCUUCAUUACUAAAAUAGUGACGUGGUAGAGCCAGCAGCAUGGUGGCGGGUGACGUGACGAGGCGCGCGUCGCUCACGGCGCCGUCUAUGCACCGUCGGUCCUCGGUGCGCCGCGGCUCGCUCGUCAAAGGCUCUCAAUCUCAAUCCCAGGAGGUGCCGUGGGACAUAAUCGACCGGUGCGCGCUGCCGAUCGUGCUGUGCCAUGCGUUAGCCGUGGUGCUCUCAACCGUGCUCAAUGCUCUACAUCUGAGCAGCAUUUCUGUGUUUACGUUAUUCCUCUGGUUCGCCAUCUCCGUCACCGGUUCACUCUGGUUCUACCACAAUCUGCAGGUGACAGCAGCCGGUAAAGCGGUGUUGGUGACAGGCUGCGACAACGUCCUAGGCAACGCCGUGGCGAGAAGACUGGAUGACCUGGGCUACCACGUGUUCGCCGGCUUCCAGAAUAAGGCUGGGAACAUCGACGCGGACAUGCUGAAGGAAGACUGCUCCGGGCGGCUGCAUACUCUGCAGUUGGACAUCACUUCUGAGACCCAGAUUCUCUCCGCAUCGCUGUAUAUCGUGGAUCACCUACCAGAGGGCGCGCAGGGGCUGUGGGCGAUCGUGAACUGCGAGUCGUGGUGCGCGCUUGGCGAGCUUGAGUGGGUGCCGUUCUCGGUCAUUCGGCGCGCGAUGGAGGUGAAUUUGUUGGGUCCGUCCCGCCUGGUGCAGGUGAUGCUGCCGCUGGUGCGGCGCGCGCGCGGGCGCGUGGUGCUGGCGUCAUCGAUCCUGACGCACGUGGCGGCGCCGGUGCGCGGCGUGCACGCCGCCUCGCUCGCCGCGCUCGACGCGCUGGCCUCCUGCCUCCGCCGUGAGCUCAAGCCGCGCGGAGUGGACGUGGUGAUUGUGGCCGCCGGGGAAUAUACGACGGGUAGCGCUUGGCUGUCAGAGGAGAAACUGCUGGAGCAAGCCCGGGACAUGUGGAAGCGGCUCAGCGAUGAGCAGAAGGGCGCCUACGGCGAGGACUACUUCGAGACCGCGCUGCGUAGCCUGGAGAAAUACACCAAGGGCGCUGAUGCUGACUUGACGGCGGUGACCCGCGCGCUGAGCGACGGCGUGACCCGCACCUUCCCGCUGGCCCGUUACACGCCCGUGUCCCCGCGCGAGAAACUCAAGUCCAUCCUGGCCGAGCACCUCCCGCGCUCCCUGUACGAAGGGCUCUACACCGACUAAGCUAGGAUUCACUGCUUUCGAACUGCCCCGCAUUUAGCUUUCCGGUAUUUUUCUUACCAUCCUAUUAAAUAUUCAUUACCUACAAAUAUCUGAAUACAAGAUAAAUACCUAGUUACCUAGUAAUUUUGUCAUCGCAAGUUUUAUUCCCGUGACGCUGUCGCCACCUUUAGCAAAGUGUGCGCCAUCUACAACAUACGCAAGCAUGUCACUUCUACAUAGCAUAGGUACUUAACUAUUGUACCUACAUAAACGAAAGCUCCGUGAAUAACAUUGGUUGACCUUUGGCAUCGUUUUAUUCAAGAGAAAGAGACACGCUCAAACAGUCUCUAUUGUAUUCUGACAUCUGUGUAAUGUACCAUAUUAUCUUCGAACGAGCGAAAUUAUAAACUGUCCCGGAAAUUUCCUUUGUGAACGAAAUUUAUAUCUCAAAAUUACAACGCCGUUGUGUCUACACAAGAUGCAAAUAACUGAAUAAGGAAAUUAAUAUGAAAUCCAUCAGCCCUGAUAAUUAAGUUAGGUGAAGUUGCUCGUCCAAAAUGAGGCUAUACAACGUUCGGCUCGGGCUUGCAUAAGCUACAAAGUUAGAGCAACUUCGUUGGUCAUUUAACCAGCAUCUACUAUCCACUUAAACACGUUCGCGGAACUCCAACACGAACUGAAACGAGUUUUCUAUUCAACUUGAAAUUUCCGUUUCAGUACAGUUAAGUAAAUUUCACUUUUUCUUACUAGUAAAAGUUAAGAUAUAAUAUACUUGUGUAUUUCCGAAUAAGUCAAGUUAUUUUCGAUCGAAUCGUUUAGCUAAAUACUUACACAUAGGCGGACAGUCUAAUCUUUUUCAGUCGACAAUUUUUGUAUAACCACAGACUACAUGUAUAUAACAUACCCUCGUCAAAUAUAUCAGAUAACAAACGUCCGACUGACUGUGGCUGACAGCUUCUAAUUACGGAGGUCUGUAGUAUUUCUGUGGUCAUAAUAAUUACUUCAUUUGCCUAACGUUAUUUUAUCUUAACGUUAAUUUCUGCUAAUAAUUCCUUAAAUCCUAAAAUCGAUACAUAUUUGUAUGUCAAAUUAUUUAUAAAUGUUACAUAUACAAAAACAAUGCUUGAAGGUUAAUUUUAGUACUUACCUAAUUAUCUGAAAAUAUGCAUCCAGAUUUUGCUAUUAGUUAUUCUUGGAAACAAUAUUAUUACACUCUAGAGUCUACAAUCACACAAGAAGUUACUUCCCACAACCUAACGUUGUUAUUUUCCGUAAGUAAUGGAUACUUCCAGCUAUGAAUAUAUAUUACAGUGGCGAAGUAAUUUCUGUUUAUUAAGUUGGUCGGUAUUUCACUGCGAAAGCUCGACACUAAAUAAUUCCACCUUGCAACUGAAGCCUAACUCACGCCUUUUGAGUCUUGUGACUACGGUAGAGCAUAUUUUACUAAUACGUAUAUUUACGCUUAUUUCUGUAGAAUACUCGUUUGUAGUAUUUUUAUACCAGGUUUCUGAAUUCCGGUGAUUAAUUGCGAACUGCAAGCUACGGCCGACGUUUUGAUUUUAUAAUUACCUCUCGAUCAACCGUGUCAGCGGCAUAUGUUUCGUUGAAUUUUGCACUUAAAAAGCUUUGAAUUUUAGUUUUGCUUUACCUUUUGCUCAUAAAUAUUCAAAGCAACACCAAACGCUAAUAACACUACUAUACUUAAUAUGAGGCGAGGGCGUCAUAAAAUAACUUUCUAGCGCGUUUUAGACCACUUAGUCGAGUCGCAGAUGCACAGAAGGCUAGUUUUCAAACUUCUUUGUGCUAAAACUUACACCUUUUACCAUAUUUUAUUAUUAUAGAGACCGUUCACACCAGUGUUGAAAGAAGUGAAUUUCUACCGUUUACUUAGCAAAAUAUAUGACAAAAAGUCAUAUCCCGACGUAUACGUUGGCCGGGCCUAAUCGUUAAUAUAAAUAUUACUUAACAUGUAGAGAGUAACAUUUUUAUACCCGCUGUAGGCGAGGCAGCGUCAACCAAGCAUAUUGUAACCAAAAACGAUUAUUAUUACCUUGAAUCUCUCUGUGGUCGCUCCCUCAUGACUGAGGAUCGUGGUCAUCAGUGGAUGUGGAUGCUGUGGAUUACCUUGAAUAACAAGCGAAAAUAUCCAGAUAUUGAAUUUAUAUAUAUUGACCUGACACGCUGACCGCCGCGCCGCCACGAUUGCAGCGUAGUACGUAGAAAACCUAUUUCGUUAUGUGUUCACUUUUAUUGUGUCCAUCCAAUUUUAUGUCGUUGAAUUUGUUGAUUAAUUAUGUUGUUUUUAGAGUUUAUGUUUAAAAUUUUAGAAUAACGGCUUAGAACACUUACACUUGUAGAACAGUGAAAACUGGUACCUACACUUUGUAUUAAAGUUUAAUACUAAUAAUGGCCCGUUAUGGUUAUUUUGAUUAUUAUGUAGAUUUUGCAUUUGGCAUGGAUCUAUCCCUAAAGUAAAACAUUGCUUAUGUAUUGUUUGUUAAUCUCAUUUUUUUAUACGAAUAUAAUUAUUGCAAAUGCCCAAAUACAGCUGAAAACGCAACAGAAAUCUCUGUUGUUUCCUAUUAACUUCAUUAUAGGUACGUGGUAUAGAUAUGUGUGAUAUAUUUACCACAUAUUAGUAGAAGUACAAGAAUGUCUAACUUCCAUACAGAAUUAGCCGAUUCACGAGGAAAUUGCCACGAGAAGCAGCUCGGUCUGGUCAAGUAAAUGUAGACCGAAUAAUAAAAAUAAGACCAAACUAUUUCACGCCGGAAUUUCCUCGCGAGGCAUCAUGUUCAAUGUGGACCCUAUUGUAAAUUUCUCUUACAAGGGAUAAGUCAAGUAGAUUUUAGUUGUAGUGCCAAUGUGUAGCAGCUGAAGUAGCAGAGCAGGCGAGGUGUUUAAUACAUCUUCACCCGCUAUUAUUACUACUCGUAUAAAUAACAUUAAAGUUUGGUUUUGAUCACUUUGAACACCUCGCUAUUGUACUUCUGCCGCUGACUGUACUUUUCUCUGCUUGUAUUUAUAAAUUUAAAUGGUAUUGUAACAAAGAGCGUGAAAGAUUUUCGUCAUCCAGCCAAAUCCAUUUGGAUGACUACAGGCAUUUAACUUACGAGAGAGCAAUUGACAAAAGUUGAUAGUUUUACGUGUGGAUAUAUUUCGAAUUAUUGUGUUUGUAUUUUUAAUAAAAUAAUAAAGCUUAAUAAAAA